UUUUAUUUUCUUAAACACGCUGAUCUGGGGUUUGACAUUGGCUUGUCAAUUCUGUACCAUUCUGUUGUCAUCUAAACCACUUCUGGAUCCUGCCUGUCCGGGACGCAGCCACCAAGCAAUUAGGGAGGCAGGCGGUUACGAAAAAGAAAAAUACCCCAAAAACGAACCUAAUUUAGAGGGCAAGGGCCGGAAUCCCUCUAAAUACCUCCUCCACUGCCAAUAUGUCAGAUGAGCACCUCGCUCGUCAGACAGCCUCGAGCUUCGAUAGGCUCGAAAACUUCAACUUUCUUCUCUCUCGACACGAUCCUAACUUGGCCAAGAGUCGUCACUAUUCCUUUGACGCAGAUUCUGCCGGCCUGGCUGCCUUUUCGAAUCUGAACAUGGAUUACGAUCAGACUGAGGGGAUGGGCGGUCUCUCCGUCAGUUCGUAUGAUAGCAUUGAGGACGAACGCAGUCCGAUCGAUGUGCGCGGAUAUCCGUAUCAUGACCAAAUGCUGUCCUACUCAGCCCAUCCUAUCUAUCCACCUAUCUCAUAUGGUCCUCCCGAUGACCUGGGGCACGGUGCGGGUGCUAUGACACCCUCCGAUGUCUCCUCUUCCAUCUCACCUCCAAACGGCCACAUCAACCACAGCAAGUACAGCACGCAGAUUCCUGGCGAUCACCUUGCUUCCGCCCUUGGCCAGGAGGAGGGUGUCCGCCGUGCUGCCGAAGAAGACCGGCGACGCCGCAAUACGGCUGCCAGCGCCCGGUUUCGCAUGAAGAAGAAACAGCGCGAACAGGCCCUCGAACGCACUGUGCGCGAAACCACCGAAAAGAACGCGACUCUCGAGGCGCGUGUAGCGCAGCUCGAAAUGGAGAACCGCUGGCUGAAGAACCUCUUGACCGAAAAGCACGAAGCCAGCUCGACUCGCAUGGCUCCUCCCCCAACUGACAGCACAGCCUUGGCCUCCCAAGGUACCAACGCUACUGGCCCCGGGCAAAAACAUAUUCAGCCAAAAAAGAAGGGCGUCGGGACCGACAACUGAACUCAAAAGAAAAGAAGUUGCAUCCUUGAUUCUUUUUUUGAGCUUCUUUGUUCCUUGCUUCAUCGUCCUCAAUCAUUUCGAUAUUUACAUUGUGCCUGCGUGGAUCUCCAUGGGUCUUC
Molecule: messenger RNA, 1144 nt
Organism: Aspergillus eucalypticola CBS 122712
Lineage: Eukaryota; Fungi; Ascomycota; Eurotiomycetes; Eurotiales; Aspergillaceae
Product: bZIP transcription factor
Exons: 2
Coding region: 222-1025 (267 amino acids)
Biological process (GO): regulation of transcription by RNA polymerase II
Cellular component (GO): nucleus
Molecular function (GO): RNA polymerase II transcription regulatory region sequence-specific DNA binding; DNA-binding transcription activator activity, RNA polymerase II-specific
Source: RefSeq, a predicted model, not a curated record